GUUUCUGUUGUGUUCCGUCGGCAGUAGAAGCCGCGAAAGACUGUGAUUGAAGUAGAAGUUUGUGCGUGGUUCUUAUGCCUAAUGUUUACAUCAGUGAAAUGUGAAUAAUGUGUGUCAGUUAUCGCUAGCUACAACGUAUGUGUGAAUUUGUUUUUUCCACUCGGAUGUAUUAGUGGGCCGUUACUCAUUUCGUACUUUUCCGUUGCCUGCGCCUUGUUGAUGUACUUGGUUUCUUAAUUACUGGAAACAAAUAUGGCGAAUGGGAUUCUUGUACGCCACUCUCUGGCUGUUUAUUGUUCCUGUCAUAACCGUCACCAAGCACUUCCUGCACCAGAUGGCAGCACUGGAGUGCAAUGCAAAAAAGCAGAACGCAGAGAUGCCAUGUAAAAUAUGGAAAGUCAGUGAGGAAACCUCGAGUUCCUCCCUCGACGCGCCCAGUGGCCCAGAGUUGCGUGUCACGUGCCCUCCGUUAGUGCAGUACCUCUGGGAUUUUGUUUCCACACACAAAGUACUAUUAGAAUAUGGCCCAAAUUCUGCUUUGUUUCCUGAACGCGAUAAAAGUACGCUAAGAAUGCAGAGGAAGCCCGUAUUAUUAAUAAUUUGUGAAAUAUGCUGUCUCCAUAUAUGGGGUUACCUCCAGCCCUGAAGAUGGAGACAGUUUAUUUGUACGAAACGUUGGUAUCCAAUGAAUAUGAAACAGGAAUGCUAACCACUUGACUUAGACUUUUGGUCUGGUCGGUUCGUGUCAUUUUGUGGACUUCUAAACGUUAUUCCGGCUAUUUUUGAAAUAACUAUUGACAACUACUGUGCUUUAAAAUGUGAACAUUUCUUCGUCAGAUGACGUUUUAUUGUGGAACUCCCGAAUUUUUUUUUUAAGUAUUUAUAGAAAAGACAAAUAUCUCGUGCAUAGAUGUAAGUUGCUUAAUUUGUGUCGAUACAAGUGGCAGCAUUUGUGUCCAGAUGUAAACACUUCCCUUAAGAAUGGGGAACGUUACGAUAAACUAUAUCGACAUUCCCCGUGCUAUAGCGGCAACUUCUCGUACAUCGUUGUCUUGCGCGUAGGUCUCAAUGAGGAUCAAGGGGUUCUGAGUUUCGAGUCACGCUAAAUUUUUUGUUUUCGUAAAUAGCAAGAACGUGUCUUCAUAACUCUAGGCGGUACAGAAAACCUUUAGCGUGUUUGUAGUUACUAAAUAAAUAUGUCUAACAAAACUAAAUAAGAAACAAUAAUUGCAACAAUAAUUUUCUGAACAUGUCAAAACUUUCCAUAUUGUAUUGCUGGUAUCUUGUAUUUAAAAUCUAAAUGUUGGGUUUUUGUGUGUGUGUUUGUAUGAAUGCAUGUAAGGUUUUGGGUAAUAAAGAAGUGUAAAGAUCUGUCGAAUUUCCCUGCACUGUGAACACUUCUAGUAUCUGAUAUGCUAAAUUUCUCGUAAUAAAACUUUAACUGCUUGUAAACGAGUAUUAUUUCUUCACAGAACAUUCCUUGUGACCACAAAAUUGUCUUACAUCCUCAUGUUUCUAGAUAUAUAUUAGGAAGGGAUGCAUAUGUCGGAGUUGUAAGAUGCUUUGCUAACACCACAUUAACUUUUCCCCAGUGCAAAUACGUAUGUUUCAUGGCAAGUGCUCUCUGAACGUGUAUAUGAACUGCGCAUGUGCAAAGUAUCACUGCUAGCAGUUACUCAGACUGAAGAAUAUUUAGGCCUGGGAUCUUUGAAUUUGUCGGCCAUCUUGCGAAUUUAGUCUCAAUAUACUUCGACACAGUAAUUUUCGAGAGUGUCUGUGUUGACCUACAGAAGUUCGAUCCGCGUGGAUUUCGA
This is a messenger RNA of Zootermopsis nevadensis, 1814 nucleotides long. Lineage: Eukaryota; Metazoa; Arthropoda; Insecta; Blattodea; Termopsidae. The record is from RefSeq and is a predicted model, not a curated record.